UUGCUUGUCAUCCAUAAUCUUGGUCGCGUUGGUUGGAAUGUUUACGCAGAUGAAGUGUCUGCCUCGUCUCUGGCGCUCUCAUGGACUAUCACUUUCAUCGCAACGAUUUUUCUCGACGUCAUCUACGGCCUCAUCGUGGGAAUCCUUUUCUCUGCAUUUUCUGUCCUGCUUCGUGCCCGACUACAAAAGGUUGAAGUUCUCGGUCAUUUCGGUGGGACUGAAGUCUUCGACUCAUCCGCCGGCUAUAAAGUGUGUAAAGAAAGCGCUUCGAUAAAGGUGAUCCGGUACCACGGAAACGUCUUCUACGCAUGCGGUGAUCAGUUUGUACAAUCGAUUAUGUCAGCUGCAGGAUUUGAUCCCCGGCUGGUGCGCUUCCACGAAGAAAAACUGAAAAAGGACAUUGCCCUACUGGACAGGCAGAUUGAGUUCCAUCCGGACUACGAAGGACCGGUUGGACGCUCCAUUUCCAGACAAACAGACACCGUGGACUCCUGGGUAUUGGGCGGUGGCGACGCAUCUCGUGAAAAUAUCCUUGAAAAUGGCCUUAUCGUCGAACAGCAAAGCGCCGUUUCGGUAGUGGCGCCGACACCGGCUGGUGAUGGAAUCAAGUUACCUGACCCAGGUUCGAAGCAGCGCACUCAUCCAUGCGGCUGCAACUGCACCCCAGGUUGCUCGCGAAAGAAGCUGCCGCCAGUAGGCAGACUCCUCGAGAAGCGAGACUCUCUGCAGAGUCACCUCGAUGCCCUAACAGCGGCCGUCCCCCUGACGCAUAUUAUCCUCGACUGUGCUCCUUGGAACUUUGUAGACAUUGUGGGACUCGAACUGCUUCAGGGAUUAAUCAAGGACUUCAAUGCUAUUGGCGUGCAAGUUUACCUCGCGGGGGUUUCAGUCUCCAAAAAGUCAUAUGCAAAUGUUUCUGACUACAAUAUCAAGAUCCACGCUAGGGUCUCCGUGGGAACCAAAGCCCUCCGCCACUCUGAUCUAGUGGCGCGAGCAAUGGUAUGGGAGCUGGGCUACUCAAUCUGGGACGGACUCUGGAUAUCAAAUGUUGGAAGGUGCCAACAUUCUUGGAACCUCGUGCCAACAUUCCGACGAUGA
Molecule: messenger RNA, 1098 nt
Organism: Dibothriocephalus latus
Lineage: Eukaryota; Metazoa; Platyhelminthes; Cestoda; Diphyllobothriidea; Diphyllobothriidae
Source: the annotation of a GenBank genome assembly